Messenger RNA from Blastomyces dermatitidis ER-3, 2245 nucleotides. RefSeq names its product HLH DNA binding protein. The record is from RefSeq and is a predicted model, not a curated record. Gene Ontology annotation, molecular function: protein dimerization activity; DNA-binding transcription factor activity. The transcript has 5 exons. NCBI's taxonomy places the organism in Eukaryota, Fungi, Ascomycota, Eurotiomycetes, Onygenales, Ajellomycetaceae. Bases 636 to 1562 code for a protein of 308 amino acids. Gene Ontology annotation, cellular component: nucleus.
GUUUGCUGCUGAUGGUUGAUGUCCACGGUUGAUGUUCAAGGAUAAAAAAGGGCGGGUAGGGUCAGUAUGGGGAAAUGUUGAUUUUGUAGAAGAUAGAUAAGUCGCGCAGUGCACUUGGAGUGAUUAUUAAGCCUGUUGUUCUUGCUGCUGUAUUGUUGCGCCACAUGUGCACCCCGCCCGCCGUAGACGGGCUUCCUUAAUAAGCGAGGCUCUUCCUCCUCUUCUCUCGCCACGUGAGUCCUCUUGUUCGCUCUCACGCCAGACCCAAGCAGCGAAAGCGAGUCCGUAUAGCAGUGCCAGAGCAUAUAUACCACCCUCCAUUCCGCUGUCUGCCCCUAUUAUUGCUGUUUUUAUUGUUCGCCGCCCGCCGUCUGUUUCCCGCAAACUGGAAAACACCCCGUUUUUAUUCAUUGCCCCUUCGCCAUUUGCGGAGCAAUAUAUUCAUUCUGCUUCCAAUAUCUAUAUCCCCCAGAGAAAGCAGGUGACCUCUUGUCACCUGAUAAAAACCACCAACGGAAUCUUAUAGGAUCCAAAUCCUCGAGGACUACGAGUUUUACCGGUUUUUAAGUUACCCGUCUAGAGAAGAUUUGCCAUCGCGUUGUGAUACAUCGCAAACAAUUUGCCCCCAGGAAACUAUGUCCGAUCAGCAAAUGAACCCUGCAGACGGAUCAACAGGCUCCAACAAGCGCAAGCGUGAAAUGAUGGACGCCGGCGACGGACAGCGUAUGACACGCUCUGCGCAUGGGCAAAACUCCAAUGGAAAUCUCCAUGGAUACGAAACCCAUGGUCUGCCCACAAACACGACUGAGCUCAGCCAAAUCGAUCAACAGCUAUUACAGCAUGUGGGAAAUCAGAAUGGAGUGCCUGACGACAACGCCAUGACGGCCAAGGCUGCUUUGGCCGCGCACAGCCCACAAUCCAAAUACCCUCCGCCAGACCCAAGCUUCGAGAACAAUGCCGCAAUGGCCCACGGUCUCACGUUCACCGAAGAUGUUAAUCAGGUCCCUAUGACCAACGUACAUGGCCAUUCGACCGCUGCGGCCGUCUAUGCGGCGCGCGAAGCGCAGAACAUUAACCCGAAGCCAACGGUCGGGUCUGCGGAAUGGCAUACUAUUCGCAAGAAUAACCAUAAAGAAGUCGAACGCCGCCGCCGCGAAGCAAUUAAUGAAGGCAUCAACGAAAUUGCCAAGAUGGUCCCUGGCUGCGAAAAGGCCAAGGGCUCCAUCCUCCAGCGGGCAAUCCACUACAUCAGCAAACUCCAAGACGAAGCCAAGGACAUGGCUGCGCGCUGGGAUACGGCCAACAUGACCACCAACCACGCGCUGGCGGAGAUUAGUGCGCAGAACACCAAGUUGAAGGGCGAAGUUAAUCGGCGCGGGGAGGUGGCGAGGAAAUGGAUUCAGAGGUGUAGAGAGGCCGGGCUGGAGUUUGAGGAUUAUGAGAUGGAUGAGAAGGAUUUGGGGCUCUUGGAUGUUGAAGGGGGUGGGGAGCCGCAGCAGGUUGGACCGGUCGGACAGGUCGGACAGGUCGGACAGGUCGGUGUUGGGCAGGGGCAGGAGUAAGAGGGGGUAGGAUAAGAGUUGUGGGGGGAGUUGAUAAAAAUGUGGAUUUUUUGAUAUAGUUAUAUGGGGUUGUUGGGAUUUGUUUUUCUCUUCGUCUUGUUCCUCUUCUUCUUUCAUUGUUUCUAUGUUUCGUGGCUCUCUUUCCCUUGUUUUCCAAGUGUGGUGGUUAUACGUGGAUUCUUUUUUAUUUUUCUACCGACCGUCUGUUUUCUUUUGCCCUUUCUCCCCCUUCUAUAAUCACCUCUCCCUUCUUGUUCCUGAUUUGCCUGGGUUCUUUGUUCUAUUUUCUUUUCUAUUCGAUAUUUAUUCUUACUGCGACCCGUUUUUUCCCCGUUUUUUACUCAUUUUUACUCAUUUUUAUUUUUGUUUGGUUUGGUUUUUUCUUAUCGCACAUUUGCAAUUUGUAACGGCUGGCUGGCAUGGAUGAUUAUUGACUUCGACUUUGAAUUUGUUAUUAUUUUAUAUUUAUAUCUAUUUUAUCCUCAUUUCAUUGACUAUUUACUUUGAUUCCUUCGAUUAAUUCAAUUAAUUCAUUUGAUUUAACCUAACUGAGUAGGGGGCGUGAUAUUUUGUCAUUUAUGUUUUAAGCUUCUCUAUCUUCAGCUUUAGCUUUAUUUUUCUUUAGUUAAAUAGUUUUAGCAAAUAGGUUAUGAUAUAUAUUUAUUUUCAAGCUGUGUGUGGAG